UGUUCGACGACCGGCGCUUGCGCGCUACUUACCAGCGUCGCAUUUACAGCGGGAGCGCGAGUCGUGUUUGGAAAUCUCGCCUUAAGGUCGGUUUGCGCCCGCUAUGUUUUUACGAUUUGAGGAGUGGACACGAUGCGGGCGCCUACACUUAAGGACCUGCUUGACCGACUGGGAUAUGAACGAGGAGUUGAACCUGAGCACGACUACUGAUCAGUUCUGUACAGAUGAGAAGCUGAAUGAAGAGUAUCUGACAAGAUGGCACUUCUUCCGCUCUCCCAGGUACACCAGUUGUGGACUGGAGGAGGACGAGAUUAAACUGAGCGGUGACACAGAAGAGCCCCCAUUCAAGCCCAGCUUGUGGUUGAUGGUGGACCCCAAGCUGGCAUGUUCCAUUCAGUAUCCCAACAUGUCCUUGCCCAUGUCUGACGCACAAAGGUGUACAUUGCCCUACACAGAGUCACAACCUCUUUCUCCUCCUCUCACUCCUCUACCGACAACUCAGAUCCUGAAAGGACCUGAUUGGAUAUUGGAGGAGACCUUCAUCUCUGCAUCUUCCUGUACAGAGUGUAUGUUCACAGAGGGUGAUGAUGAUACUUCUGAUGCACAAAUUCGAGCAGUGAAAUCGAGAUGUACCCCAAAAGUAAAAACUAAAAGAAGAGGACCCAGAAUGAGUAAAUCCAGGAGGCUUCAUGAGCGUAUCCUGCUGGAGAAAGGCGGUUGGCUGCGUCCACCAGUUAAUUACUGCAUUCUGAUUGCCAUGGCACUGAAUUGCAGCAAAAAUGGCAGCCUGAACGUGCAGCAAAUAUAUAACUUCAUGCGAGAGCACUUUCCAUUUUUUCGGACAGCGCCAGAUGGCUGGAAGAACACCAUCCGUCAUAAUCUCUGUUUCAGCCACAGCUUUGCGAAGACACCCCAGCAGGUGUGCAACCAAGGCAAGCGCAAGUCGUGCCUGUGGAGGCUAACACUGGAUGGGCGCUUCCGUCUGCGCCAGGAGAUCCAUGCCCUUUCAGAUGGAUCUUUUGAGAUGCUACGGAGGAGUAUGACUGAUCCAGAUCUGGUCAACAAUUUAUUUCAACUUUGAAUUUGCAGAGCAGUAUCUUUAAUGUUCAAGAUGUUUUUCAAAAGUGUGCAAUGUUCUAUUUUUUAUUUACAUUUAAUUUAUUCAUAAAAUAUUUGGAAAAUGGAUGGAUAAAAUAUUUGAAUAAGGCUUUGUGCCAUACUAUUAAUUUAAUAAUGUUUUGAUUUAUUGAGGAGGGGAGUGAGGGUGGUUUCUUUUUCUAAGUCACCAGCUUGACUACUUGUUUGGCACUUGUGUAUGCACAUAAAUCAAAUGCUGAAGCUGGAAGUUCUUAUUCUGGCUCCCAUAUUUUAGGCUGUGUUUGGAUGGUCCAGUUAGAGUACCACUUCUUUGGCCAGUUAAUCUUAGUUUUGGAGUUCAGCUCUUUUGUGUUGACUUAGUCCAGAGCUUUACUGUCGUAUAUUUUCUUGUUAUGAAUGUAUUUGUUUUGUUUUUUUCCCCAAGUUUACUUUCCUGUUGAAAA
Messenger RNA from Polypterus senegalus (gray bichir), 1541 nucleotides. It is a transcript of the gene foxr1, whose product is annotated as forkhead box R1. The transcript is spliced from 6 exons. Gene Ontology annotation, biological process: regulation of DNA-templated transcription. NCBI's taxonomy places the organism in Eukaryota, Metazoa, Chordata, Cladistia, Polypteriformes, Polypteridae. Gene Ontology annotation, cellular component: nucleus. Bases 104 to 1081 code for a protein of 325 amino acids. The record is from RefSeq and is a predicted model, not a curated record. Gene Ontology annotation, molecular function: DNA-binding transcription factor activity; sequence-specific double-stranded DNA binding.